UUUAAGUCUGAAAAUACUACUUAGUACUAGCAACCGUGCCUGCCGCCUGGUAAAGUAGUAAAACGUUUUUACUAAAUAACAACUGCCCUGCGGUAGUUAGGUUUCAUCAUUCUUAGUAAAAAAAGUACACAGUUAAUUUUUUUUAAACAAUUGUGCUAAAAUGUCUGUCAAAUUAAUUGGCAGGACUACAAAUUUGUAUGGAAAGACACUAUGGGAAAUUUUAGGCAAUCUGAGAACUAUGGGUAUUGGUCGUCUAGUGACUAGGAACUCUUAUGAUAGAUAUGAAGAACCUAGCUUCUUUAAAGUAUUGUCCGUCGAACCUACCGCACAAAUAGAAGACAAACCAAGGAAAGUAAUAAUUCACGCUGAGAAGAUAUUCAGAGGUAAACGUUACAAAGAACCAGUUGAAAUUUAUAGUGUUUCGUACAAACCUGAUUAUCGUUUAAUACCCAAAGAUGAGGAACAGUUAUGGUGGGAUCGAUUGGCUAAUUGCAAACCUCGAGAGAAAUUUGUACCUGGAUCUAUAGAGUUGCCACCACUCAUGAGAUUGGUAUUAGAACGAGACAACAAAGAUUCUAAUAUUAAAUUACCAUUAAAAAUACGAAGUGGUCGAGAUAAUAUUGCUCAUACAGAUGAAACAAAAACUGCAUCAUACAGCCCAAGUUUUUUUAAAUAUCAACAGAGUAGUUAAUAAUUAAUAUGCAUUGUAUUUAUAAUUAUACACAAUUUUUUUUUC
Messenger RNA from Melanaphis sacchari, 736 nucleotides. RefSeq lists its product as uncharacterized. Lineage: Eukaryota; Metazoa; Arthropoda; Insecta; Hemiptera; Aphididae. Gene Ontology annotation, biological process: mitochondrial translation. The record is from RefSeq and is a predicted model, not a curated record. The transcript has 3 exons. Bases 161 to 691 code for a protein of 176 amino acids. Gene Ontology annotation, molecular function: structural constituent of ribosome. Gene Ontology annotation, cellular component: mitochondrial small ribosomal subunit; mitochondrion.